AUUUUGAACGACCGAGGAAUUAUCAUGGACGCCCUGAAGGCAUGCGACGAGUUCAACGCGAGGGCGAAGGCAUGUUAUGGCGUGUGGUUCGACCGGCUGCUCGCAGGUCACUUUGAACAGGCAGACUGCGUCCAAGAGUCAGACGACUACAAGCAGUGCAUCCUCGAAGCCAUCGAGCGAGGCAAGUCCUCGUCCUCCCCAACAUCUGCACCGUCAACACCUUCGCAUCCGAAAGCUCCAUAGCCAACCCAGACAUCCCCUUAACUCUCACACACAAAAUAACAGAAUAUUCUUGCUAUA
Molecule: messenger RNA, 300 nt
Organism: Aphanomyces astaci
Lineage: Eukaryota; Oomycota; Saprolegniomycetes; Saprolegniales; Verrucalvaceae
Exons: 1
Coding region: 25-243 (72 amino acids)
Source: RefSeq, a predicted model, not a curated record